Molecule: messenger RNA, 1197 nt
Organism: Suhomyces tanzawaensis NRRL Y-17324
Lineage: Eukaryota; Fungi; Ascomycota; Pichiomycetes; Serinales; Debaryomycetaceae
Exons: 1
Coding region: 1-1197 (398 amino acids)
Cellular component (GO): cytoplasm
Molecular function (GO): phosphatase activity
Source: RefSeq, a predicted model, not a curated record
AUGUCACCCAUUGCCACAAAAGCCACAGAGUCUCGGUUAACUGCUGCUGAAAUUGUCAGCUACAAGAAGGAGCUUGAAGAUUGGGAGAAGUCUAGGGAAUGGCACUGGAAAUUCGAGGUGGUUCCAAACCAGUUCAAGCAAUCACUAGAUGAGACUGAUGACCUGCUGUUCCAGCACCUUGACGAGCACUUUGGGGUGAUAGGCAGCUGGGAUGAUGUGGUGAACAACUUGAAACUGCUUAACGAGAACGCCCCAGAUACAGAAUGCUACAAGAUAUUGUUCCUUUCCUCCUCCGCACAUGGGUACCACAACUUGGCCCAAGAAAAGUAUGGGAAUAUGGCCUGGAACGAGACUUGGCUGAAGAUAAAUGGCGAUGGUACGAUUGUGUGGGGUCCGGAUCCGCUGUUGACGGAUUUGGGAAUCAGCCAGGCCCAGGAAAAUCGGGCUCAGUGGGAAAUCGAGAGGCUCAACAACGUUACCAAGGACCCCAACUUGAUCUUGCCUGAAAAGUGGUUCGUAUCGCCAUUGAGACGCUCUAUCGAUACUUUGGUUCAUACUUGGGACGGCAUAGCGGACCUCAAGAAGAUGGAGCCCAUCGUUACUGAAAACCUUCGUGCUACCAUUGGGGUCAAUACUUGUGAUAAGCGUUCUCUCAGGUCAGAAAUUUUCGAUAGCUACCACAAGUUGGGGUUCCAGAUGAGUCAAUCCUUAGAACCAAACGAUAUUUACUUCAAAGACGAUCACAGAGAGACAACAGUAGAACAAGCCCUCCGUAUCAAUGAAGAACUUCAUGAAAUCUUCGGCUACGAAAAUCAAAUCGUGAGUAUUACCAGUCACAGUUGCUCAAUCAGGGCCCAGUUGUUGGCAUUGGGUCACCGUGAAUUUGCUGUGGGAGCCGGGGGCAUGGUUCCCGUUUUUGUCAAGGGCACAAGAAUAGGCGAGUAUGACUGGGAAGACGAGUUCGUUCUUUUGAGAUGUCCAAGAACUUAUCUGUUCCAAAAUUAUAUUGAGGAAGGAGUUUAUGUUUCUGGAGAAAGUUAUGAAGAUCUAAUAGUAUAUGAAUUGGGACCAUUGGGAUUUGCAGAAUUUGUUGAAGAAUGUGCUUCAGAGGAGGGAAUAAGGUAUGCAGAGGCCUUGGAAAAGGCUAAAGCUGGGUAUUAUGGCUCAGACUAUUUUUUCGGAAAGGAUGACAUUUAG